AUGAAGUUGAAUGGUGUUACAGAUGAUGCAAUCAGACUACGCCUUUUCCCCUUCUCACUUCGAGACAGGGCAAAGGAGUGGUUAAGAGAUGAAGGCACUGGCUUGUUCGAUACAUGGGACAAGCAGUCAGAUGAUGAGUCUCUCUAUGAGGCUUGGAGGAGAUUUAAAAGAUUGAAGAGACAAUGCCCUCACCAUGGCAUUCCAGAUUGGAUUUUGAUGCAGACCUUUUACAAUGGCAUGACUCAUGAGUUCCGUAUUUACAUAGAUGCUGCAUCAGGAGGUUCUCUCUUGACAAAGAACCCCACUGAAACUAGGGAGCUCAUAGAGACGAUGGCGGCCAAUGAUAACUAUCAUCCUGGAGGCCGAAACAUUGUGAAAAAGGGAGGUAAAUUUGAUGUUGAUGCUUUAACUAUGCUAACUAGUUCUGUGCAGGCACUAACAAGCAGGUUUGAUAAGUUCCAAGCAGGAACUUCUAACACCCCACAGGAGUUGUGUCAGUUAUGUCAUGUGCAGGGUCAUGUUGCUCCAGAUUGCCCACUGAUUUCGCAAAAUGCGGAAGAAAUAUCAAUCGAGCAAGCCAAUGCUUUCUACUCCUCUAGCCCAAAGAGGCCUUAUGACCCUUAUUCCAACACCUACAAUGAAGGAUGGAAACACCAUCCCAACUUUUCCUACAAAAACUCCCAAGCGCAACAAAACCCUCCACCACCACCUCAACCCAAUACCUACAACCAACCACCACCAGGCUUCCAACAGAAACCACCCAAUGCCCAACAACCUAUGCAACCACAACCUCAGAAAUCAAGCCUAGAGGUGACCUUAGAGAGCUUCAUAACCGCAACAAACAGUGCCAUCCAACAUCAAAAUAGCUCUAUCCAACAGUUGCAGGCCCAGAGUAAACUUAUGGAGAAUCAGAUAAGCCAAUUGGCCAACCAAUUUAACCAAGCUUUAAAGAUUCCAGGAACCUUCCCGGGCCAGAUAGAACAACCUCAAAGAGCCCAAAUGAAUUUUGUAGCCCUGAGGAGUGGAAGGCAGUUGGACGAUCCUCCUACCAUGGAGCCAUCAAGGGAGGUCAAUGAAGAAGCAGAGGCAAGAAAAAAGGAAGUAGAAGAUGCUAGGGUUGAGGAGGCAUCAAAGGAACCACCACCAAAGCCACUUUCUCCAUAUGUGCCCAAGAUUCCUUUUUCUCAAAGGUUAGCACAAGCUAAACUUGAGAAAAAGUUCAGUAAGUUCCUCGAUAUUCUUAAAAAGCUUCAUAUUAAUAUUCCAUUUCUAGAUGCCAUAUCUGAAAUGCCAUCUUAUGCAAAAAUUUUGAAAGAUAUGCUAUCCAAUAAGAGGAAAUUAGAAGAGAAUACUACAGUUGCUUUGAAUGCAGAGUGCAGUGCUAUUUUGCAGAACACUCUCCCUAAGAAAUUAGGAGAUCCAGGUAGCUAUUCAAUUCCAGUGAAGCUUGGAGAUAUUGAGAUCAACAGGGCACUAUGUGAUCUAGGUGCAAGUGUGAGCCUUAUGCCGCCGUCCAUAUGCAAGAAGCUACAGAUGGGUGAGCUUAAACCUACACGAAUAUCUCUACAACUUGCAGACAGGUCAGUGAAGUUUCCUUUGGGUGUACUUGAGGAUGUACCCCUCAGAGUAGGUAAAUUUUUCAUUCCAUGUGAUUUUGUUGUGAUGAAGAUGAAAGAAGAUGUGAAUGUUCCGAUCAUACUUGGUAGACCUUUCCUAGCUACUACAGGUGCAAUCAUAGACAUGAAGAAAGGUAAGAUCACUUUUAAAGUAGGUGAUGAAAAGUUGGAAUACUCACUUUUGAAUGUCAUGGGUGCUCCCUCUACGGGAGACACUAUUUAUCAGAUAAGCCAACUUUCGCAACAGGUGUGUAUCAAGGAGCCUAGAAAGGACAUAAGGAGCAAGGAUGUUCAAGGCUCCAAAUAUGUAGCUCCACCGGCCAAUGAUGAACCGAUGCCCUUCUCGCAACGGUUGUUAAAAGCCGUGCUUGAUGGGCAUAACUCUAUGUUUGAUGGUGGUACCUAUUUGAGAAUCGAUGCUACUAACCCCCCAUCUGAUAGGUAUGUGUUUGACAGGAAUUUCGUGAAAGGAAAGGAUAAAGUUCCACCCGAUGGCAUGUUUGGCUAUAUGAAGGUGAAUUCAGUUAUAAGGCAAGUGAAUAAGCCGAUGAAGGAGUCGCUUGGAGGAAUUCAUGAACAACAUCGCGGUCCUCCUUCUCCGUGUAAUGAUCCCGGUUGA
Molecule: messenger RNA, 2235 nt
Organism: Chenopodium quinoa (quinoa)
Lineage: Eukaryota; Viridiplantae; Streptophyta; Magnoliopsida; Caryophyllales; Amaranthaceae
Exons: 3
Coding region: 1-2235 (744 amino acids)
Source: RefSeq, a predicted model, not a curated record